ACUAUAAUUGACUUAAAAUUUUUAGGUUACAACAGUUUGCGUUUUAUAUUGUGAUGUGUCCAAUUGUAAUUAAAGCAAUAAUUCAGGCCAAAUUAUUGUAGAAUAUUUAUCGAAUGAGAGUAUUUAUAACAUUCUGCAAUGGCAGUUGUAAUAGAAACAAGUCUUGGUGACAUUACUGUAGAUCUUUACGUACAAUUAAGACCUCAAACAUGUCGGAACUUCCUAAAAUUAUGCAAGAUGAAAUAUUACAACUACAAUCUAUUUCAUUCCAUAAGAAGUGGGUUUAUAGCUCAAACAGGUGAUCCGACGGGUGAAGGAUCCGGCGGACAAUCCAUUUGGGGUGUUCUAGAGGGUCCUGAGAAAAGAUUUUUCUCUGGUGAAAAGAUGCCUAAAAUUCGUCAUUCUGAAGUUGGCUUACUAUCUAUGGUGGGCACUGAUGACAUGAUGGUGGGUUCUCAAUUCUUUUUUACUUUGGCCCCUGACUUGAACUCAUUAGAUGGCACACAUUGUGUGAUUGGCGAAGUCACUGAAGGACAUGAAAUUUUAACUAAGUUGAAUGAAGUUAUAUGUGAUGAGACGCAUAGACCUUACCGUGAUGUGCGUAUAACUCAUACAGUUAUCUUGGAAGAUCCAUUUGGUGACCCUCCUGGCUUUAGAGCUCCAUCUAGAUCACCAUCACCAAACCCAGAGCGAUUGAAAGGUGGACGUAUUGCUCCUGAUGAAGAUAUUGAUGAAACCGAGGGUAAAAGUGCAGCAGAGAUACAAGAGAUGAUUGAGGAGAAGGAAGCUAAAGCACGAGCCACAAUUCUAGAAAUAGUAGGAGAUUUACCAGAUGCAGAUAUUGCCCCUCCUGAAAAUGUUCUGUUUGUUUGUAAGCUCAACCCUGUCACUACUGAUGAUGACUUAGAAAUCAUAUUUAGCAGAUUUGGAAAAAUUGUUAGCUGUGAAGUAAUUCGUGAUAAGAAGACUGGAAACUCUUUACAAUAUGCAUUUAUUGAAUUUGAUAAUAAAAAAUCAUGUGAAGAUGCUUAUUUUAAAAUGGACAAUGUCUUGAUUGAUGACCGACGCAUUCAUGUGGACUUUUCACAGUCAGUGUCUAAAAUGAGAUACUUAGGUAAAGGAAGAGGAGUUCAAUAUUUAAAUGAUGAUAAUAGUGAAGCAGAUAUGGUAAAAAAGGGUAGAUCUCCAAGUAGGGAUCGUGAAAACAGAAGGCAGAAAUUAAACAAUAAAGACUAUGACAGAAAUGACAACCAAAGAAGUUAUGUAAAAAAUGAAAAUCACCGAGAUAGUAAAUACAAGCGGGAUAGGUCUCAGCGCAGUAGAAGUCGGUUACGGGUAGAUAACCCACGAAAAGUUAACUUGCAUGUAGAAAGAAAGGAAAGUAGAAGAAAUCAUAUGAAAUGUGAAGAUGAAAAACACACAAGAACAAAUAGGAAUAGUCACAGAGACACUAAAUACUCUCAUAGAAUGUCUUCCCCUUCCAAUGGUCGAAGAAGGGAGAGCACCCCCUCUCAUUAUAGAAAAACUUAUCAUAAAAAUUCCAUUACCGAUAGAAAUGAUAGGAAAAAUAAAAACAUAGACAAAUCAUGCAAAGACUCCUCAUCUCAUAGCCACAGAGAUAGAAAACCAGAAAAAACUGAACAUUCAAAAACAAACAAUAUAGAAAGCUAUGACAAAAUUAGAGGAAAUGAUGAGAAAUGUAGUGCUAACCAUAGAAAUAAACAUAGAAAUAGUAUGGAUGAUGAGGACAAACAAAAAAUAAAGAAAACAACAUAUUAUAAAGAUGAAUAUGAACCCAAAACACCAUCUCCAGUUGUAGAAAGGAAAAAAACUAAAUCAUCUAAAUGUAAAGAAAUAAUUAAGGUGUCAAAAUCAUCAAAAAAGCGAAGAAAUGUUUCAACAUCAUCAGAUAGCUCAUCAGAAUCAAGUUCUAGUUCAGAUUCAUCCAGCUCUUCUAGUGAUUCCGAUAGGAGACGAAAAAGAAAAAAAAGAAAGUCCUCUUCAUCAAGCAGUAGCUCAAGUAGUUCAUCCAGUUCAAGUUCAAGCAGUGACUCUUCUAGUAGUUCUGAAAGUGAAGACAAUUCUAAAAUACACAAAAAGAAGCGUAAAUCUUCAAAGAUUGUUAAAAAAUCAAAAAAAUAGCCUUAUAAUACUGUCUAAAGUACAAAAUAUCUAGAAUUCUUACCUUUUGCUAUACAAUGCAUUACAUUUUUCAUGAUACACAAUUUUGCUUGGGUCUUAUAGGUUAAAUUAUAUAAAAUAUUUUUCAGUGCUUUAAUAUAGAUGCUUUAUUAUACAAAUAGAAAAAUAUAAA
Pieris brassicae (large cabbage white) is the source of this 2314-nucleotide messenger RNA. RefSeq names its product peptidyl-prolyl cis-trans isomerase sig-7. The transcript has a single exon. NCBI's taxonomy places the organism in Eukaryota, Metazoa, Arthropoda, Insecta, Lepidoptera, Pieridae. Bases 139 to 2142 code for a protein of 667 amino acids. Gene Ontology annotation, biological process: protein peptidyl-prolyl isomerization. Gene Ontology annotation, cellular component: nucleus. Gene Ontology annotation, molecular function: peptidyl-prolyl cis-trans isomerase activity; RNA binding. The record is from RefSeq and is a predicted model, not a curated record.